This is a messenger RNA of Carcharodon carcharias (great white shark), 2779 nucleotides long. Its product is annotated as bridging integrator 2-like. Gene Ontology annotation, molecular function: phospholipid binding; protein binding. Gene Ontology annotation, biological process: podosome assembly; phagocytosis, engulfment; plasma membrane tubulation. The record is from RefSeq and is a predicted model, not a curated record. Lineage: Eukaryota; Metazoa; Chordata; Chondrichthyes; Lamniformes; Lamnidae. Bases 102 to 2537 code for a protein of 811 amino acids. The transcript has 13 exons. Gene Ontology annotation, cellular component: cytoplasm; plasma membrane; podosome.
UCAUCAGCAUAGAGACUGAGAGUAGACUGAGGCAAAAGCUUACACAAAGCGACGGCAGACAGCAGACAGACACAGGGCUAGAGUGUAAGAGAACAGCAGCAAUGGCCGAGACUCCGAGUAAACCAGGAGGGGCUGGACUGUUUGCCAAACACGUGCAAAAGAGAUUCAUGAGAGCACAAGAACUGGUUCUCCAGAGAAUUGGCAAAACCAUGGAAACAAAAGAUGAACAGUUUGAGCAGUGCGCAAACAGCUUCAACAAACAACAGGCUGAUGGGAACAAGCUCCAUAAGGACCUGAAAGCGUACCUGAAUGCUGUGAGAGCAAUGCAUGAGACAUCAAAGAGGCUUUCCCUAACUCUGCAGGAGGUUUAUGAGUCUGAUUGGGAGGGGAAGGAUGAACUGCACCCCAUCGUAGAGAAUAAUGACCUGCUGUGGGCAGACUAUGAGGAGAAGCUGUCUGAUCAGGCCAUGAGGACACUGGAGACAUACCUGAGCCAGUUUCCAACAUAUAAGAAGCGUAUUGCUAAGCGAGGGCGUAAACUGGUGGAUUAUGACAGCUGUCGACACCACCUUGAAUCUUUGCAAAGUGCCAAGAAGAAAGAUGAAGCAAAGAUCACUAAGGCUGAAGAGGAAUUUAUUAAUGCCCAGAACGAGUUUGAAGAACUAAAUGCUCAGCUCCGUGAGGAACUCCCUGAGCUGUGGAACAGCCGCAUUGGAUGCUACGUGACGAUAUUUCAGAACAUGUCUAAUUUGCGGGAUGUUUUCUAUCAGGAGAUGAGCAAGCUGAACCAGAGCCUGUACUUUGUGAUGACAAAGCUGGAGAAGCAGCACAGUACCAAGGUGUUUAUCGUGAAGGGCAUUGCAAGCAACAGGCGUUCAUUGAUUAUCUCAUCGCCGGUCAAUCCUGCAAAUCGACUUUCAGCCUCUUUGGAGAGCAGCUUUGAACAAUCAUCGGUAGCUGCCACCAUAUCGAAGGAGGAGGUGUUAUCUCCUACAACACCACCCUCCACUGAAGUUGCACCUCCCCCAGCCCCAGCAUCCAGCGAAGCAGCCCUUGAAACGACUGAACCACACCAAGAGACUCACCCUGCUGUAGUGCCGCCACAAAACAAAGUGCCAAAACCUCUUCCACGUUUAUCAUUAAGUAACAUUGAGCCCCUUGAUCUACCUCCUUCUGCAACACAAUCUCACUCUGAAGAACCAGAUGGUCCAAUUGCUUCACCUCGAGAUAUUUCAGCCCCAACUGAUCUCACACAUGCCGAGAAUCCAAAUGCUUCAGAAAAUUCAAGGCUAGAGUCCUCUGGAAAAAUCGUAGAUACCUCUCCACCUAAAGCACUUAGAAGUGAACCACCUUCUUCAGAAUCUACAUUGCUUGAAUUGUUCAGUAAUGAUUUGCUCCAUCCACCUAGCACAGGUGAAAAUCACUCAGAAAUAUUGUCUACCAAUACCUCCCCAUCGCUUGAAAGCUCGUCCACAGUUACUGUCGAUGGUAGCGAAGAAGCCAUCUCAACCAUUGAAGAUUUAACUUCUUCAUCUUCAUCAUCAGCUCAAAAGUCUUCUGCAGAUCCAGAUACAAGUCCUUGUCUAGCAGUGCCAUCUGGGGAAGCAUCUCCGAUGUUAAGCUCUGCAACUCCCACAGCCUCAGAACCCGAGCCAGAAGUUCCAGUGCCUGCAGAGGCCUUGGUUUCCUCUGAAGAUCAAGCACCCGAUGAGGUGACCAUGGAAGCUAGCCCAGCAGCUUUCGAAGCCUCAGAGGCUGAGCCCAAAGCCCAGGUUCCAACGGAUGCCUCAGCUUUCUUGGAAGAUCACCCAUCUGAUGAGGUGGCACCUCAGGCCGAUUCUGCACCUCCUGGAGCCUCAGAGGUUGAACCCACAAUCCAAACCUUUAGUGAAGCCUCACCUCCCCCUGAGAAAUGUACAACAAAUGAAGAGAACUCCCCUAUCAACCUUACAGCUCCAGAAGGGUCGCAGCCUGACGCACAAGCUUGUAUCGAAGAACUAACAUCACCUAAUGCUCAGAGCAUGGUGUCCGUCCCUUCAGUUUCCCUUUCGGUUGAGGAUGCCUUGAUCUUUCCAGCAGGUGGCGCCUCGGUUGACCUACAGACUUGUGAACCUGCUGCGACCUCUGACCCAACAUCAGUCACUUUGCCGCAGCCACCACGUCAGGCCAUGACUCAGCCUCCCACUGAUAAACAUGAGGUGGAAGACAGCGGAGAUAUAGCUCACGAAAGAGAAGAUACAUCCCUGACUUCUUCAGGGAGUGAACGGCUGGCAUUGGAUGAAAGUAAAGCUAUCCAGAGAUCACCUUGUGAAGAGCUGCCACCUGGAUUCAUGUAUAAGGUGAAAGCAACACAGAGCUCAUGUGAGGAAACACACUUACAGUUCACUGAGGGGGACAUGGUUCUGUCUUGCAAUGAGACUGAAACACAGACCGAAGGCUGCCUGGUGGGUGUUAAACAGACGGAUUGGAAUCAGUUCAAGGAUGUGACUAGUCUGCAAGGUCCAUUCCCAGAAGAUCUUACUGAGCACGUGGAUUGAACGCAGAUUGUGGGAUUGAUACUAGUGGCUCCGAUUCCUUUGAGAAAGCCUUCAUGUUGCUGCCUAUGUCCAAAGCUAGCUUCAGGGACCAGCAUCAGUGAGAACAACAACACCGUUGAGUUACAUCUGAGCAGUAGAAAGGCUGAGAGACUCUAGGCUUCUUCCUGUUCUCUGUUUGUACGCUUCUGCAUUGAGUUCCAUUUUGUUACAUGCACUGCAAUAAAAAAAGCUGUACCAAGAAA